AUGGCGGCCGGCUUGAGCGGGAUGUUCGGGAUCGCCCCCGGCGGCCCAGGCCCCGCUGGCCUCCUGCCCCUGAACCCCGGCGCUGGGUCGCGAAAUCCCAACGGCACUCUGGUGGAUGAGCUGGAGGCCUCCUUCGAGGCUUGCUUUGCUUCCCUUGUGAGUCAAGAUUAUGUCAAUGGAACAGACCAGGAAGAAAUUAGAACUGGUGUUGACCAGUGCAUUCAGAAGUUUUUGGAUGUUGCCAGACAAACAGAAUGCUUUUUCCUGCAAAAAAGGCUACAGCUCUCUGUCCAGAAACCAGAGCAAGUAAUUAAAGAGGACGUUUCCGAACUGAGGAAUGAGCUACAGAGGAAAGAAGCACUGAUUCAGAAGCACUUGGGGAAGCUGCGACACUGGCAUCAAGUUCUCGAAGACCUCAAUGUGCAGCAUAAAAAGCCGGCUGAAAUGCCUCAAGGACCUUUGGCUUACCUAGAGCAAGCGUCGGCAAAUAUCCCAGCACCUCUUAAGCAGACAUGAACAAGAAAGCUCAUUCUACUUUUGGAACACCAUUUCUACUUUUUAGACCAAGUGAUGUGGAACUUUUAAAAACCUUGUACAGUUUGUAUGGUAUAACUAUUUUUUUAAAAACUUUCAGCAUUAUUGCUAAGGUUGAAAAUGCAAUUUGUCAUCUAGGGAGCGGGCUUCUUUUUGUGUGUAUUCUAUCUGGGAGGGGGGGGGAAAUGAAACUGCAACUUGGCGUGUAGACUGAAAACACGGUUGUUGGGGGUAUUAAAAUGCUUUCUGCUAAAUAGUAAUUGGAAGAACAGCAGCAAGCUUCCUUCUUAAAUAUUGCAUGGGUGCCCUGGGAAACAGUAGUAAAAAGAAAGACUCAGCCACUGAAGGGAUUGCUUCGUGCCUUGCUUUUCUGGCUGAAGUCAUGUCCUUU
Gekko japonicus is the source of this 925-nucleotide messenger RNA. RefSeq names its product mediator complex subunit 28 (gene MED28). The coding region runs from base 1 to 516 and encodes 171 amino acids. Gene Ontology annotation, cellular component: mediator complex. Lineage: Eukaryota; Metazoa; Chordata; Lepidosauria; Squamata; Gekkonidae. The transcript has 4 exons. The record is from RefSeq and is a predicted model, not a curated record.